Molecule: messenger RNA, 4825 nt
Organism: Chlamydomonas reinhardtii
Lineage: Eukaryota; Viridiplantae; Chlorophyta; Chlorophyceae; Chlamydomonadales; Chlamydomonadaceae
Exons: 5
Coding region: 218-2983 (921 amino acids)
Molecular function (GO): metal ion binding
Source: RefSeq, a predicted model, not a curated record
CAGACCUAGGAACAGUCGCUACGUGGUGUUUAUAGCUGCCCUUGAGAAGUCACGCGUUCUUCGCAAGAUUCAGCUAUUUCGCACGCCACGGCACGCCGUGCAGAGGUGACAAUCAAGCCAGCGUCCCUGAGGUCUGUGUUCUCGAUUUCUUUUUACAUAUCCCACACAGCCCGUCGGCCGCAACUUGACACGACUGGCGGCCAGCAGCAUACUAUAAAUGGACGGCGCUGGUGGCGGGAUGGAGCUGGGGGAGCGGGACUUCGACACGGCUGGAAGCGGAGAAUCGGCCCUGGCAGCGCUGCGUUCGGCCUCCCUUCCCGAUGAGUUCUGGAUGCUAUCUUACAAGGUGCUGCCCUGCCCGCACGGGUAUCGGCAUAGCUGGACGCACUGUCCAUUUUCACACCAGGGCGAGACGGCGCGGCGUCGCUGCCCGCGGACCCACAAUUACGUGCCGGACCCCUGCCCAAAUGCGCGUGCUAAGCGCCAGUGCCCAAACGGAGACGCGUGCCCAUACGCGCACAACACAUUUGAGCAAUGGCUUCACCCUAGCAGGUACCGCACUCGGCUGUGCUACUUAGGCGCAAACUGCCGGCGCCCCACCUGCUUCUUCGCGCACAGUGUAGAGGAGCUGCGCAGCGUGGACGAGGCCGACAGCAUUGGCGGGCCGACGGCGCCGCCGCAGCCGCUGCCGUCGCUGCCCAUCCCGCCGCCGCUGCCCUCGGGCGGCGGGCUGCUGUCUGGCCACAGCGGCGAUCUGGGUCAGGCGGCGGCGGCCGCGGUGGCGGCGGCACAGGGCGGCCACGGCGCGCCGCCCAUGUCGCCCGCGCUCAUGCCAGCGGCGGCCCUGAUGCCGCAGAGCACGGGCGCGGCAGGCCACCCGCACCACAUGCUGCAGCCGGUGGCCCUCAUGUGCGUGCCGGCGCCGCCGCAGCAGGCCAUGGUGCCGCGUGGCGACAUGGGGCCGCACGGACACGGCCCCGCCGCGUUCCGCGGCCCGCAGCCCAUGGCGGCAAUGCACCCCGCCUCCGCGGCCGCGGCCGGCAUGGGCCACCACCACCCACAUCAUCCCGGCGCCGCCAUGCACAUGACGGCGCUGCACGCCGCGCCCGUGUACUUCACGGCGGCGGCGCCACCGCCACGCGGCAUGAGCCCCAUGCCCGCCGGCACGCCCAUGGCGGCGCACCCUUACAUGGCAGCCACCGGGCCGUACGGCGCCACGACUUACUACACGACGGCGGGCGGGCAGAUGAUGCAGCAACAACAGCAACAGCAGCAACAACAACAGCAACAACAGCAACAACAAGCUGCGGCGGCGGCCGCGAACAGCAGCGCUGUGGGCCGCGCGCGGUCAUGGUCCACGCCCGGUGAGAACCUGCACGGAAACCAGGGGCCUAACAGCCAGGGCUCCAUCAAUGGCGAUGGCCAGCGCGGCCCUAGCAGCGGGGCAAUGUAUAGCGCCAAUGGGCAGGUGUACGGCGACAAUGCAGCCGGUCACCGUGCGGCGGGGCUGCCUCCGGGCGUGGUGGCGGGCCCGGCGCCGCACAGUGCCGGGUACGGCAGUGGCACUGGCGGCUACACCGUGACCUCCCACGUGACCGCCGGCGGCACGCACUACUACACCACCGUCGGCAACAUGGCGGCGGCGGCGGCUGGCCGCGGCGCCGGUGCAGUGCAGGCGGCGGCAGCCGCGGCAGCAGCGGCUGCGCCGCGCCACAUGCCUGCACCUACCAACCGUGGUGGCGCCGCGGCGCGCCGCAUGUCAACGCCCGCCUCCACCCCUGCAUCCGCCGCGGCGGCGGCCGCCGCCGCAGCUGCGGCGGCUGCCGCGGCGGCGAUGCGUCAGCACCCCAGCGCGGCCGGCUCGCCAAGCAUUGAGGAGUCGCUGCGCCAGCUGUCCCUGACCUCGCAGGUGGUUCCUGGCUCCACCACCUCUGCGGCGGCCGGCAUCGCCACCGCCAGUCCCGAGCUGCCCUCGCGUAAGGUCUCUGAGCCGGCGGUCUCCAGCACCGGCACCUCCGCCGUCGCCGCUGCCGGCUCUUCCCCUUUGUCGGCGCCACUGGCGGCCGCCGCCAAGUCAGCGCUGUCGUAUGAGGGCGUGGCGCCUCUAAUGGCGUCCCGCAUGUCCAGCCCCGGCGGCGGCACCACCCCCAGCGUCGCCGACGCCGACGGCCCCGGUGGCGCCGACGGCAGCUCCCUGCGCUCGCCGUCGCCGGCCGGCUCCGGCGGCAGCGGCGCCGCUGCCGCCGCCGAAGAUGCCAUGGCGGCGCUAGCCGCGGCGGCGGCGGCCGCCGCCGCCGCAGGCGAUUCUGCCGACGCCGCCGUUGCCGUGGCCGCUGCCACCAUGCCGUACCAGGUGCUGCUGCAGCAUGUGCUGCGCUCUGCCUCCGCCAGCGCGGCGGAGGGCCCGGGCGCCAGUGCGGGCCUGGACGCGCUGCUGCUGUCGGGCGCCGCUGGCCUCUCGGCCUCGCUGUCGGCCAGCGGCACCUAUGAGGAUGGGGAUGCGGCAGCCGCCGCCGGCGGUGCAGAGCUGGAGGUGGCGGAGGACGGCGAGCGGUCCUCUGACCCGGGGCCCGCCAGCCUGCGGGCCGCCAUUCGCCGGCUGUCCUCGGAGGCGGGGUACGCGCUGCAGCGCAACUCGGACCCGGGCCAGCCCGGCGCGGCCACCACCGCGGCGGGCGUGCAGCAGCUGCUGCCGCUGCUGCAGGUGGUGCUGACGGAGGGGCUGGCCACAGGCCAGUUCGAGCUGGUUAACGGGCAGCUACAGGUCAAGGCGGCCAAGGGUGGUGCUGGCAGUGUGCCGGGCUCCCGCGGCCCCAGCUUCAGCAAGGGCUUGGCGCCUGCGGCACCGGGAUCGGUGGGCGGCGCGUCAGGCUCGGUUGGCUCAGCUGGCGGCUCCUCGACUGGGACCCCGCGCGCAGACGCCCCCGCCUCGGACGGUGUGGCGGCGGUGGUGGCGAUCGGCGGCGGCGGCAGCGGCUGCUGAACGUGCAGAGACCAGGUGCUGCGCAGCCCGUGAGCUCAGGCUGUGGCGGCGGAUGCAGCUGUGGCGGCAGCUGCUGGUGGCUGCUUUGGCAGCAUGAAGGGCACUGAGUAUCGCCAAGCGUACACGAGCAUAAGAAAACGCAUAUGAUGGGAAGGCCUGCUUUGCAGCAAGAUCUGAUAGAUUAGUCGUAUUGGCGGGAGCCGCCCUGCCCCUGGCGGACGUGCUGUUGCAGAGAGAUUUAAAACCAUAUGGGCAGCAGCGGCCUCGCGCUAUGGCCGCGCCGCUGAGCUCGUGCACAUAUGAAACGACGACACAACCACGGUCCCCACGAGACUAACGCUAAUGAUUGUCAAUAAUCUUGAUUAUAACUUAAUCGGUCGCAACCUGAAACGUGCAGAGUCACUACAGUUAAAGCGGUACCCAAUUACCCAAGUAAAUAGUUGGUUGGAUCGGGCCUGGGGGCCUGCGGCACCAUUAUUCGCAUGUGUGUGGAUGCGAUUGGUCACAUGGGAGUGCUUAAACGCGCGGGGCGCUCUCACGUUUGAGGCGGCGCCGGGCUGUGUCUCGUGGACGCCCGCGCGAUGUUGAGCGGGGCCACGGCGCCCGCUGCGCAUCAUCUGAGUACGCCCUUCUGCUUCAUGCGUGGGUGGGUGGGCGGGGUUCCCUGCCGGGGUUGUGAGCCGUGCCGAAUGCACACGAUGCGUCAAGGGGCUGCAAUCUGAGCAGCACAGCAUACAGGGGUGGAGUUGAACAGCUGUACUCGACAGAAAGCGCUGUUGCGCCAGGCAUGCCCACACGGCGAGGUAGGCUGCGGGCGGGUUUGUAGGUCCGCACGCCGGGGCGCCGAUGUUGACACUGCAGCAGCGCUGUGUUGCUAGCACAGGCUCUAGUCGAGCGUAUACGUACACUAUGCUCAUCCCCUACAUUAUUCUUGGGGGUCGGUGGUGGUGCAGCCGAGUGCCAACGGAAUAUGGAGCUGCCAGUGGGAAGAUCGCUAUCGCGGCAAACGCGUGUUGCGGGGACAGAUGUGGCACCCGGGUGGGGAAGGAUGCCUGUGCGGCUGAUGAGGGGUCGUGAUUGUGUGGGUGUCCCCAUCUUGUCUUUUUGUGAUGUGGUGUCUCUGGUAGGCGGCUAGGGUAAGGUGUGAACCGGGUUUUCAUGGUGUGAAUCGGCCAACAGUGCACCAGGCAGACGAGUAAGGAUCGCAUUGCGAGACAGGAAGGCACUGCGGGGCGGCGUGCUAGAUCGCCUAAGGGCCUCCCCAUGUGAUGUGCGUGUGCUUGAACGCUGCCAUUGACAAGGCAAUUAAAGCCGUGUGGGACGGAAGGGAUUGAGGCGAUUCGAUAAAGACGCGAGCAGACAGGGAGCGCACUGCCCUGUGCAAAUGCUGGAUGCUGCUGCUGACGGCAACAACUGCUGAAGUACGGGGCAGUGGGCUUGUGUGGGGGUGCGUGACAUUGCGAGGCAGUGUGUGUUGGUGUUUGGGCUGAGCCCCCGGUGCGCAAGGAGGUACCAGUAGUCGCGGCCAUCUGCGGUGCUGGUGCCCGCUGUUACCGCUGUACAUAGCGACAUGAGUGGGCUGUACAUACACACGCCGUGGCGGCAUCAAUCGGCUUCCGUGUGCGGGGGAAAGCACGCGGGGUUGCCGGUUGGUCGGACGGAAUUUUGUCAUGGAUUGGAGGGGCAGUAAAGGCGGUCGUGCAGGAUAAUGAAACCAACGGACGUGCGGCGUGGGCCGUGGGGUAAUGAGCAUGGGCUGAACGGUUGCCGGCAGGUAUGGCCGGAGUGCAGGUGUUGGGCGGACUGACAGCACAUACGUGCAAGGUAAGCCAAGUCUCCAGA